Messenger RNA from Folsomia candida, 1358 nucleotides. Its product is annotated as cobalamin trafficking protein CblD. Gene Ontology annotation, cellular component: mitochondrion. The record is from RefSeq and is a predicted model, not a curated record. The transcript is spliced from 9 exons. Gene Ontology annotation, biological process: cobalamin metabolic process. Lineage: Eukaryota; Metazoa; Arthropoda; Collembola; Entomobryomorpha; Isotomidae. Bases 228 to 1181 code for a protein of 317 amino acids.
CAGCUGUCUCGUGUAGGUAGACCCACACGAAAACAAGAUUGACAAGAACACACUGCGAAGGGCAGGAAGGCUUUCUUCCUAAAUUAAUCGCUUUCCUUACUGCGCAGUCAUUACUUCACACUUGCAGUCUUGAACUAAAGAUAAAAAUCUACCGAUCGCUGGUAGUUGUUUCUCUUUAAUUUAUUUUCUUCAAUAUUACGACAUCAGGAAGGAUUAUAAUUUGGGAGAUGGCUAAUAGGUUGUUUACGAGUAACUCGAUGAAAGGAACUUUAGGCAAAGGAAUUCGUAGUUUACAGACUAGAGAGUACUCGAGUCACGGCUGGAGGCGAAAAAACACUUAUGUUCAACAGUUACUGUUUGGUAACACGACUAUUGAAAAACACACUGUUUGGCCUGAUCCGCAUUUGGGUUGUUUGGGACCGAAAGAUCAACGUCUUGGAUUCCCCGGCAAUAUUGGUCUUGACAAAGCACUUUUGCCAACAGAACCACCCCCCACUCCUGACAGACUGAAGGCUGACAAAGAGGAACUUGAGAAUCAAGCAAAGUUUUGGAAAAGCCUUUUAGGAACGCACACGAACCAUCAACAUCAGAUCGAUAUUGUAAAUCAGGACGACGAAAACGAUUGCAGAGACUCUGAGGAAAUGGAGUCUAUUGGCCGAAAGUUGAUGGGCAUAAAUGAAAAUUUAGAAUGUAUAGCCCAAGUUUGCCCUGAUUUACUACGCAGAGAAUUGGCUGGAUUAUUCACUAAUGUAAAUAUGACUGAGGGACCCUUGACCGUUAUUACGUUCUGUCAACGCACAAAUCAUGAUAUGACGAGUUGGUCUCCAAGUGUUGAAGAAGAACGUGAAGCACUUACAGAAAAGUUUAUCAGAGCCGCCAAAGACGUUUGUGAUAAACUUCGACAGAAGGCUCAAAUAUGGGCCGAUUUUAUUGAACCUUGCUCUGGAAGACCGUACUAUUCAUCAUUUACAAAUCUCACAUUUUUUGAAACGGAUGAACGAUAUCGCCAUUUAGGGUUUAGAAUUUCAGAUUUGGGCUGUUGCAAAGUCAUUGCUCAUCAUAAAUGGGGAACUCACGCCUUUGUAGGAACAAUUUUUACGUCGGCGCCGCACGAUUGUGAACAUCUCCAACAAAUUGUAGAACGGUGCAACAGGGCGGAUGCGGCAGUAGCAGUCAAUUAAACAACACUGAUUGAAUGAUCGAGUGUUUUUAGUAUUCUAUUCAUGAAUAAUGCAGUACCUGCUCUGGGAGAAAUGAUCAACACUAACCAACAAAUGCUAACGUUAGCAUGAACCAUUCUCGAAAUUAAUUGUAUUUCAAAACGGAUUACAUAAAUAAAUUGAUCUUUUUUGCUGAUA